ACCCAUCAAUAUCAUGGCACUUGGAGCUUCAAUCACUGCAGGUUUCUACUGUAAUGGUCUCAAAUUUCAUCCAUACUCAACUAGACUUUCUAAAUUACUUUCAAAUUUAAAGAAUAUUCCAUAUCAUGUUGAACCUUUCGGAUUGAGUGGUGAAAGGACUGAUAGGAUGAAAAUUCGUCUUGAUCAAAUAUUCAAUUAUUAUCCACCUGAAUCCUUUGACGGUGUCAUUAUCAUUGCAGGAACAAAUGAUUUAAUAUCUUGUGAAUCGGAUGAUACUAUUGGAAACUUGAUUGAAAUGUAUGAAAGAUGUUUACAAUAUAAUCAUUUCAGAUUCGUGGUAGCUUGCUCCAUUCCAUCAAGUGCAUUUGAUGUAAAAUCUGAAUAUCUCAAUAAGAAAUCAAAAAUCAACAAUGCCCUUAGAGAAUUUGUUGAAAAAUCUAAAAAUCCGAAACUAUUGUUCAUUGAUUUAAUGGAAGAAUUGAAUUUUUGUAAAUGCACAGAAGAGGAACAAUCCAAAUAUUGGGAUGAUCCAAUUCAUUUCACUCCAGAUGGUUAUGAUCGAAUUGCAGACAUUCUAUUCGAAAAACUUCAACAAAAUCCUCAUUUACUUUAACUCUCCCAAUCUUCUUUGAAAUAUACAGAUAAAUGAACUCUGUUGAAAUCAUGUGAUGACUCACCGCAUACGUUGAACUCCUUUUCAUCAUCAUCCUACGAAUUAAAAUUAAAUAUCGGGUGAUGACGAAGAUGAUGAGCGGUAGAAAAAACAAACGACGUCAUCACAAAAUCU
Naegleria gruberi is the source of this 787-nucleotide messenger RNA. Its product is annotated as SGNH hydrolase. The transcript has a single exon. The record is from RefSeq and is a predicted model, not a curated record. The coding region runs from base 14 to 613 and encodes 199 amino acids. Lineage: Eukaryota; Heterolobosea; Eutetramitea; Acrasida; Naegleriidae. Gene Ontology annotation, molecular function: phosphatidylcholine lysophospholipase A1 activity.